Molecule: messenger RNA, 900 nt
Organism: Sphenostylis stenocarpa
Lineage: Eukaryota; Viridiplantae; Streptophyta; Magnoliopsida; Fabales; Fabaceae
Source: the annotation of a GenBank genome assembly
AUGUCUCGCACGUGCUCUCAGUGCGGGAACAACGGCCACAACUCUCGGACAUGCACCGACGGUGGCGCCGCGUCUCCCCGGGAGAACGGCUUCAUGCUCUUCGGCGUGCGAGUCACCGAAGGAAUCUCUUCUUUCAGGAAGAGCGCUAGCAUGAACAAUCUCUCCCAGUACGACGCCGAUACCAACGCUGCCGAUGCCGGCUACGCCUCCGACGACGUCGUUCACGCUUCUGGCCGCACGCGCGAGCGCAAGCGAGGUGUUCCUUGGACGGAGGAGGAGCACAGGCUGUUCUUGUUAGGGUUGCAAAAAGUCGGAAAAGGAGAUUGGAGAGGAAUUUCUAGAAACUUCGUGAAAACUCGCACGCCAACUCAGGUCGCUAGUCACGCUCAGAAGUACUUCCUCCGUCGCCACAACCAGAACCGCCGUCGCCGGAGAUCCAGCCUUUUCGACAUCACCACCGAUACGGUGAUGGAAUCUUCUACAAUAAUGGAAGAAGAACAAGUUCAGCAAGAAACAGCGGCGGCGCCUAUCUCCACCGCAUAUCCACCAUCGCAUUACGGCGGUUUCCCGGGCGCAGGUUUCCCGAUGAGUCUAUCUCCGGUGGUGUUGCCGGUGAGCGGUGAGAGACUAGCCAAGCCGAUCAGGCCGACGCCGAUUUUGCCGGUGCCACCAUCUUCAAAGAUGGCUAGUUUGAACUUGAAAGAGAAAGCUUCUCCGCCAAAUCUCGAGCCUUUACCACUGUCGUUGAAUCUGCCACCGCCGACGCCGAGGUCACAGGGUCAGUCGCCGGCGAGCAGUGACCACUCUUCCCCGUCCUCGUCGUCAUCGACGGCGGCUUUUCAGGCGAUGUCUGCCGGGAAGUUCGGCGGCGGUGGGGAUAGUAUCAUCAGCGUUGCUUGA